Messenger RNA from Diospyros lotus (date-plum), 3631 nucleotides. Its product is annotated as serine/threonine-protein kinase-like protein ACR4. The record is from RefSeq and is a predicted model, not a curated record. Gene Ontology annotation, molecular function: ATP binding; protein kinase activity; protein binding. Gene Ontology annotation, biological process: protein phosphorylation. NCBI's taxonomy places the organism in Eukaryota, Viridiplantae, Streptophyta, Magnoliopsida, Ericales, Ebenaceae. The transcript has a single exon. Bases 602 to 3367 code for a protein of 921 amino acids.
UGCCGUAUUGAAAGCUGCGGUUUCAUUGCAUUCAAUUCAAUCCCAUCCCCCUUCUCUCUCUCUCUCUCUCUCUCUCUCUCUCUCUGUUUCUGUGUUUCCAUCACCAUUCCAUACUCCUAAACCAACCUCCAUCAUUCUUCAACCCAGGAUUUUGGACGCGAAGGAUCAGCCUUUUGAUCAAAGCGGAGCCAUAAAUGGCAUGAAAACGAACCAAGUGUUUUGUCUCCCGGAUGCCAUCUCGAGGGAAAUCUUUGGUUCCACAAGAGCAAAAGAUGAGAUGGGUUUUUGGAUUAGAAGCUGUUAGUUGCAGCUUUUUGAUCUGGAUGGGUCUUGGUAAGUUUGCCUAGUUCAGUAGUUUCUGGCAUUUGGUCCUGAUUGUGUUUUCCCUUCAUUCAAAUAGAAAAACAAAAAGAAUUUAAGUUGCUUUUCUGAUUAGUUUUCUCAAACGCGGGCAAAGAAGGGAACAUAUGAGUGGCUUAAACAGCCAUCUAAACAGCUUUCUUUUGGCCAUGUAUUAGUGCAAUGAAAGCAAGUGGGGGUGAUUGUUUUUCAGUAGUUCUAGGAGCCAUUGUGGUUUAGUUCAAGUAGCUAGUUUGGCUUAAUGGACCUGUGGGUUUGUUUAGUGGCGGAUUCUCUGAUUUGGGGCUCAAAGAUUCACGCAGGGAAAGCUAAAUUUCUUGCUCAAAGCGUAUUCUUUGUGGUGCUUUUGGAUGUAGGGAAGUUGGCUUUAGGUCUAGGGUCCAUGUCCUCCAUUGCCAUUUCUUAUGGGGAAAAUGGCUCUGUUUUCUGUGGCCUCAAAUCGGAUGGAACUCAUACUGUGACCUGCUAUGGCUCAAAUUCAGCCAUCAUCUAUGCAACUCCGCCCCAUUUCGCCUUUUCGGGUUUGACUGCCGGCGAUGGCUUUGUUUGUGGACUUCUAAUUGAUUCCAACCAACCUUACUGUUGGGGAAGCAAUGGUUUUGUUGAAAUGGGCGUUCCUCAACCCAUGAUUAAUGGGUCUGAAUAUUUGGAAAUCAGUGCAGGUGACCACCAUCUUUGUGGGCUUAGGAAGCCCUUGAAGGGAAGGCAUAGAAACACCUCUAUGGUUGAUUGUUGGGGCUAUAACAUGACUGCAAACUAUGUGUUUGAUGGGCAGGUUCAGUCUAUUUCAGCCGGCUCAGAGUUCAAUUGUGGCUUUUUUUCUCAGAAUAGAAGUGUCUUUUGUUGGGGCGAUGAGAUGAGUAGUCGAGUCAUUAGCUUGAUUCCUAAAGAACUGAGGUUUCAGAGGAUAGCAGCCGGUGGUUUCCAUGUUUGUGGAAUUUUAGAGGGAGUCGAUUCACGGGUCUUUUGUUGGGGUAGGAGCUUGAACCUCGAAGAAGAAAUAUCCCUGGUGCGUUCAGGUCAUGCCAAUAUAGACUCAGCUCCAAAGGAUCCAAUGCUUUCGGUUGUGGGAGGAAGGUUUCAUGCUUGUGGAGUUAAGAGUUAUGGCCGUGGGGUGGUUUGCUGGGGCUACACAGUGGAAAAGAGCACUCCACCUCCUGAUGGAGUCAGGCUUUUUGAGAUCGCAGCGGGGGAUUACUUCACAUGUGGAGUCCUCGCCGAGAGAUCUCUCCUUCCUGUUUGUUGGGGUGCCGGGUUCCCCACCUCGCUGCCACUGGCUGUUUCUCCCGGGCUCUGCAAGCACGAACCUUGCGAGCCAGGUUUCUAUGCAUUCAACAAUGGCACAGCAGCUUGCAAGUCUCCAAACUCCCAUAUAUGCCUGCCUUGCACCACCGGUUGCCCCGCUGAAAUGUACCCCAAAGCUGGAUGCACCUCAACAUCUGAUCAACAUUGUGAGUUUAACUGCUCAAGUUGUGUUACAGACCAAUGUCACUCAAACUGUUCGUUUUCCAGUUCACCUCCCGCAAAGAAUGCAAAGUUUUGGUCCCUCCAAUUGCCUAUCAUCGUCGCAGAGAUAGCCUUUGCUGUGUUAUUGGUAAGUGUUGUGUCUAUGACUGCGAUCUUUUAUGUUCGCUACAGGUUAAGGAACUGUAGGUGCUCAGCUAGGGACUUGAAAUUCAGGAGAAACAAUGGGAAUGGAUCUUCCUUCCAAAAGGAUAGCGGUAAAAUCCGGCCUGAUCUGGAUGACCUCAAGAUUAGAAGAGCUCAGAUGUUUACCUAUGAGGAGCUCGAGCGAGCCACCGGUGGUUUUAAAGAAGAAUCCCAAGUGGGAAAAGGGAGUUUUUCCUGCGUCUUCAAAGGUGUAUUGAAGGAUGGGACAGUAGUUGCAGUCAAGAGGGCGAUUGUGUCGCCUGACAUGAAGAAAAGUUCUAAAGAGUUCAGAACAGAGCUUGAUCUACUGUCAAGACUAAAUCAUGCCCAUUUGCUCAAUCUGCUUGGCUAUUGUGAAGAAGGGGGAGAGAGGCUUCUAGUUUAUGAGUUCAUGGCUAACGGAUCACUGCACCAGUACCUCCAUGGUAAUAACAAAGCCUUGAAGGAGCAGCUAGAUUGGGUAAGGAGGGUUACUAUUGCAGUCCAAGCAGCCCGGGGGAUUGAAUACUUGCACGGUUAUGCUUGCCCUCCUGUGAUUCACCGCGACAUCAAGUCUUCGAACAUUCUCAUCGACGAAGAACACAAUGCCCGAGUAGCUGAUUUUGGCCUGUCGUUGUUGGGGCCUGCCAACAGCAGCUCCCCGUUGGCUGAGCUCCCGGCAGGCACUCUUGGCUAUCUGGAUCCCGAGUACUACAGACUUCACUACCUCACAACCAAAUCCGAUGUCUACAGCUUUGGUGUCUUGCUUUUGGAGAUUCUGAGUGGUAGAAAAGCCAUUGACAUGCAAUUUGAAGAAGGAAACAUUGUUGAAUGGGCAGUGCCGUUGAUCAAAUCCGGAGGCACUCAAUCCAUCCUUGAUCCGGCCCUGAAACCACCCCCUGAUCUUGAGGCCCUGAGAAGGAUCGCGAAUGUUGCGUGCAAAUGCGUCAGGAUGCGAGGCAAGGACAGGCCAUCGAUGGACAAGGUGACGACAGCUCUGGAGCGAGCGCUCGCACAGCUGAUGGGCAGCCCGAGCAACGACCAGCCCAUUCUGCCAACUGAGGUGGUGUUGGGGAGCAGCAGAAUGCACAAGAAGCCCUCUCAAAGGUUUUCGAAUCAGUCCACCUCUGAAACUGAUGCGGCUGAAACCGAGGACCAGAGGUUCGAGUUCAGGGCCCCUUCAUGGAUCACCUUCCCCAGUGUCACCUCCUCCCAGAGGAGGAAAUCCUCUGUCUCGGACGCCGAUGUUGAUGCCAAGAAUGCAGAACUCAGGAACCUUGGCAAUGGUGGCAGCAUGGGGGAUGGAUUGAGGAGCUUGGAAGAAGAGAUUGGGCCUGCUUCUCCUCAACAGAACUUGUUCUUGCAGCACAACUUCUAACUUCAAAGACAAAGGGUGGAUUGGUUCAGCUUUCCUUUUGUCUGCUCUCUCAAAUCGCAAUAUUUUCAGUUGGGUUCUGUUCUGUAUGCAUCAUUUAGUUACUGACAGUUUGCUGCUGCUUUCGAGGAAUACUAGAUUGAUUCCUGUACCUACAACCAACAUUUAACAUUCUUUGGUGUCUUUUUGUAUCCGCUGCCCGUAACUUUGAUUUCUUGAGUUUCUAACAAAGUUGGCUGGCUGUUCGUAUUGCCGAGAUAUAGCAAC